Molecule: messenger RNA, 2260 nt
Organism: Cladocopium goreaui
Lineage: Eukaryota; Dinophyceae; Suessiales; Symbiodiniaceae
Source: the annotation of a GenBank genome assembly
ACCAUUGCAGCAACCGAUGCAAUCCCUAUGGGAAGCCUUGGCCCUGGAUCUCCUUCGCCGUGCGACUGCGGCGGAGAACAGCGAGUUGCGCAGUGCUGAGAAUGUCGAAGAGAUGUUGGAAAUUGAGGUGCUCUUCCUCACCGGUCAGCGCUGCAUGGUACGCCUCCCUGGCUCCGCCCCUGGCCGCGCGCUGCAGCUGGCGCUCGAGAAGCUGACGGAGCUGCGGGCAGGUGUGACUUUGAAGCUCGCGAUGACUUCCAGGCUCUCAAUGAGUCAGACCUUGCAGCAGCAGGGCUUCACGACAGAGCUUCAAAGCGUGUCUUGUACCUACACAGCCACCAAUCUCUGUGCUGCUUGCUGCUUCCUUUUUGGCAUCUCAGACGAUGAGUUUGCUUUGCAAGGAGUCACAAAGAUGCAUGGCAUCAUGUCCGGUCAGCCGCUGGAAUAUCUCCCCAGGAGCCUGGAAAACUUGACCUUCGGUGCCCACUUCAAUAGAGGCCUCCAGCUUUUGAGCUUGCCCAGCAGGCUGCGGAGCCUGGUCCUUGGCGAUGCUUUUGACCAAACCCUGCUGGGCAUCAGCUGGCCUGACAAUCUUCAGAACUUGACAUUGGGAUCUUCGUUCAAGAAAAACCUGAAAGAUGUGAUUUUUCCAAGAGAUCUUCGAAACUUGACCUUGGGUGCCUUUAGCGCAUCCCUGAGUGAUGUGAACUUUCCGAACAGCCUUCAGAGUCUGGCCUUGAGACGGCUCCGCUCACAGAGCUUGGUGGGCGUAUCUUUGCCCUGCAAGCUGAGAGACUUGACCCUUGGGGAUUUCUUCAACGCGAGCCUGAAUGGAGUGAAACUUCCUAGUAGCCUACGAAGCCUGACGUUUGGGAAACACUUCAACCAAAGUCUGAAGGAUGUGAGGUUUCCCAGCAGCCUUCAAAUCCUAGAGUUUGGGGAGGCCUUCGACCAGCGCUUGACGGAGGUACGCUUUCCCAAUUUGACGAGCUUGACCUUUGGUGACAAGUUCAGCCAAAGCUUGCUGCGGUUGGAACUGACCCACUUGGAGACCUUGGUGCUUGGAAGUGGCUUCACUGGGAGCAUAGAUCAGUUGAACGCCAUGGUAAGUCUUCGACACUUGACCUUUGGAGGCUUCAAAGAGCGGAACCUGAACAACAUAAAUCUGCCCGGUGGUCUUCAGACCUUGACCUUUGGUCCUCUGUUUAAUCAAAACUUGGAGUGCUUGACUUUGCCGAGCGGUCUUCAACACUUGACCUUUGGUGCGUCGUUCAAUCAGAGCUUGGCAGGUGUGACGUUGCCAAGCAGCCUUCAGAGCCUGACUUUUGACCGAGACUUUAACUUCCGGUUGCAGGGUGUGACCUUCCCAGAAAACCUCCGGAGCUUGACUUUUGGCCGCGGAUUUGAUCAGAGUUUGGAGGGUCUGAUCUUUCCCAGCUCUCUGGAGACCUUGCUUCUUGGUUCAUUAUUCAACCAGCCCUUGACGAAUGUGAACUUCCCCAGCAGUCUGCGAUCUCUGACCUUUGGUACCAGGUUUAACCUGCCCAUAGCAAAUGUGAUCUUACCCAGGGGUCUUCAAAGCUUGAGUUUUGGGCAACAAUUCAACCGAAGCUUGGAGCACUUCAACUGGCCCAGCCUCCAAAGUUUGAUGUUUGGCAGCAGCUUCAAUCAGAGCCUGGAACGUGUAGACUUGCCGAUGAGUCUUGAAAGCCUGUGUUUUGGUCAUCGCUUCAACCAGAGCCUGGAGGGCGUCCGGCUCCCAGUGAGCCUCAAGACAUUGGUCUUUGGAAGCGAUUUCAACCAGAGCUUGGAGGGUGUCACCUUUCCAAGUGGCCUUGAGACGCUGAAGUUUGGACAACAGUUCCAGCAGCCCCUUGAGACCUUGGCCCUCCCGAGCUUGCGAAGCUUGACCUUGGACCGCUAUGACGUUGCGCUCUUGGAAGCUGUGCAGUGUCCGCAGCUCCAAUGCCUGGAAUGUCAAGGCGUUUUGCUAAGUACUGAAUCUGAAGAUCCUUCAGAGCGGUGAAUGAGCGAGGGAUGGCAAUGGUACAAGAACUGCUUGAAGUGGUCAACUGACUGCCACGGGUAACUGGCACGUUUUGAGGCAUGUUUUCUGGCCUGGGAUGGUUUCCAGAUUUCGGUGGACUUGUAGCCAAUCAUUCAAGCAGUCAAUGGUGCCGGGCCCAUGUCGGGCGUUGAAAGAAUUCUGGGAGUUCAAGCAUUGGUUUCCCAGUGGACAUGUAAGCUGCGUGAUGAUGAA